AUGCCUCCUGCAUACAAACGACUUGACAAAGACGACUGCGUCUUCCUUUUUGUUGAUCAACAGUCAGGUUUAAUCCAGCUAGUCCGUGACUUUGAACCCAACGAAUUUCACACAAAUCUCCUGGCAUUGGCAAAGGUUGCAGCUUACUACAAAGCCCCUGCCGUGCUGACGACUUCAUUUGAAUCUGGACCUAAUGGCCCUAUCGUCAAAGAGAUUCCAGAGGCGCUCCCCAAUGCACCUCUGAUUCGUCGUCCCGGGCAAAUAAAUGCCAUGGAUAACGAAGACUUUGUCAGUGCAGUCAAAGCAACUGGUAAAAAGCAGAUUAUCAUCAGUGGUGUGUUGACUGAAAUCUGCGUUGCCUUCCCCGCCCUCAGUUUAAUCGAACAAGGCUACGAUGUCUUUGUGGUCACUGAUGCAUCCGGUACCUUUAAAGAGCACACGAGGGAAUCUGCCCACAAGCGGAUGGUUCAAGCAGGGUGCCAGCUUCUCAACUGGGCAGCUGUCUCUGCUGAGCUUCACAGAGAUUGGCGCCGGGAUGUCGAAGGCUAUCGUGGAAUUUGGCGUGAUUAUGUUCCCGGUUACUGGUGCUUGAUGCAAAGCUAUACAUCCAGCGGUCAGAGUGCCGAAAAGUAA
Penicillium samsonianum is the source of this 633-nucleotide messenger RNA. RefSeq lists its product as uncharacterized. The transcript has 3 exons. The record is from RefSeq and is a predicted model, not a curated record. Lineage: Eukaryota; Fungi; Ascomycota; Eurotiomycetes; Eurotiales; Aspergillaceae. The coding region runs from base 1 to 633 and encodes 210 amino acids.